Empidonax traillii (willow flycatcher) is the source of this 2106-nucleotide messenger RNA. Its product is annotated as intersectin-2-like. Gene Ontology annotation, cellular component: intracellular vesicle; presynaptic membrane; clathrin-coated pit. Gene Ontology annotation, molecular function: molecular adaptor activity; calcium ion binding; protein binding. Gene Ontology annotation, biological process: clathrin-dependent synaptic vesicle endocytosis; endosomal transport. Lineage: Eukaryota; Metazoa; Chordata; Aves; Passeriformes; Tyrannidae. The record is from RefSeq and is a predicted model, not a curated record. The transcript is spliced from 17 exons. Bases 118 to 2070 code for a protein of 650 amino acids.
CCGCCAUGUUGUGGGGCUGAGCCGCCGCGGGAGGCGGAGGAGCCGCAGCCCGAGCGGAGCCGCCGCUCGUGGGCAGCGCAACAGAUGGCUGAGAGCUAGCGAGGCAGAUCCGGGACCAUGAUGGCUCAGUUUCCCACAGCCAUGAACGGAGGUCCAAACAUAUGGGCCAUCACCUCCGAAGAGCGGGCCAAGCACGACAAGCAGUUCGAUAGCCUUAAACCCACGGGAGGCUACAUUACAGGUGAUCAAGCACGUACCUUUUUUUUGCAAUCGGGACUACCAUCUUCAGUCCUUGCUGAAAUAUGGACACUAUCAGACCUGAACAAGGAUGGAAAAAUGGAUCAACAGGAGUUCUCUAUAGCCAUGAAACUCAUCAAGCUGACAUUGCAAGGACAGCACUUGCCUGCAGUUCUCCCUCCUGUCAUGAAACAAGCUCCAGUAUUUUCGCCACUAAUGUCAGCUCGCUUUGGAAUGGGUAGUAUGCCAAAUCUGUCCAUGCCAACGUCCAUGUCUACAAUCACACCAUUAGCUCCCAUGUCUCUGGCUUCCAUGACUUCCAUUCCUCCCUUGGUUAUCUCUGCUCCCCUGGUGCCUUCUGUCAGUACCUCCUCGUUGCCAAAUGGAACAUCCAGCCUUCUGCAGCCUUUGUCCGUACCUUUCUCUUCAACGCUGCCUCAUACUGGCUCUUUAGGUCCUGUGGCAGGAGGGUUUGGUGGUUCUAAUAUACAGAAGGCACAGUCACUCAUCGAUUUAGGAUCUAGCAGUUCAAAUUCUUCCUCUAGUGCAUCACUAGCUGGGAAUUCACCAAAGAUUACAACCUCAGACUGGGCAGUUCCUCAGGCCUCCAGAUUAAAAUACAGACAGAAAUUUAACAGUCUUGACAAAAGUAUGAGUGGAUAUUUAUCAGGAUUUCAAGCAAGGAAUGCCCUUCUGCAAUCAAACCUUUCACAGACUCAGCUGGCUACUAUUUGGUCACUGGCUGAUAUUGAUGGAGAUGGGCAGCUGAAGGCUGAUGAGUUUGUUCUGGCCAUGCACCUCACUGACAUGGCCAAAGCUGGGCAGCCACUGCCACUGACUCUGCCUCUCGAACUGGUGCCACCUUCCUUCAGGAGUGGAAAAUAUACUGAAAAUAUAAAUGGAACUCUGCCAUCUUACCAGCAUGUGCAAGAGGAGGAGCCACAGAAAAAACAGCCAGUGACAUUUGAGGACAAAAGGAAAGCCAACUACGAGAGGGGAAAUAUGGAGCUGGAGAAACGCCGCCAGGUCCUGCUGGAGCAGCAGCAGAGAGAGGCUGAGCGCAAGGCUCAGAAAGAGAGAGAAGAACAAGAGCGAAGGGAGAGGGAACGUCAGGAACAAGAACGGAAAAGACAACUGGAAAUGGAAAGGCAGCUGGAGAGACAACGAGAGCUGGAAAGACAAAGGGAGGAAGAAAGGAGGAAAGAAAUAGAAAGGCGGGAGGCAGCAAAGCAAGAACUUGAGCGCCAGCGACGACUGGAAUGGGAGAGAAUUCGUCGCCAAGAACUUCUUAAUCAACGGAACAGGGAACAAGAAGAAAUUGUCAAGUUGACCUCUAAAAAGAAGAGCCUCAAUCUUGAAUUAGAAGCUCUGACGGACAAACACAAGCAAAUCUCAGGCAGAUUGCAAGAUAUUCGUAGCAAAAAGCAAGCUAGAAAAACUGAACUGGAGGCUUUAGAUAGGAAAUAUGACCAAGGAAUCAUGGAAGUCAAGCAGCUGCAACAACAGCUUGAGGAUUAUCAGAAUAAACUAAUCUAUUUGGUUCCUGAAAAGCAGUUGCUAAGUGAAAGGAUAAAAAAUGCUCAACUUGAAAACACUCAGAGUACAGGAGUCAGUUCAGUGAACAAGAAAUCUCUAGAAAAAGAAGAAUUAUGCCAAAGACUUAAAGAACAAUUAGAUGCCCUUGAGAAGGAAACUGCAUCUAAACUUGCUGAAAUGGAUGAAUUUAACAGUCAGCUUAAGUGUGAGAAUAUGGAUGAUUCUGUUCUUCAGUGCCUUUUGUCUCUGCUAAGCUGUCUCAACAACCUCUUCCUCUUACUUAAGGUUAUUUUCUAAUCUUUGGCUUUUUUGGUUUUUUAAUUAUUUCGCAAU